Molecule: messenger RNA, 5044 nt
Organism: Chilo suppressalis (striped riceborer)
Lineage: Eukaryota; Metazoa; Arthropoda; Insecta; Lepidoptera; Crambidae
Source: the annotation of a GenBank genome assembly
GAAAAAAAAAACAAAAAACACGGAGUCGGUUCCAUUUUAUCAAAAUUCUCCUUUUUAACGAGAAAACGGGGGACACACGAUGUGUUUUUGUUGGGAAAUGUUUGUAAUUGGCAUUUAAAAGAGAAAAAAAAAGUGACGUGACAGUGCCGCGGAUUUUUUGUGGACGCAGUGGAAGCACUUCGGAAGCCUGUUUUUUUUUUACUAAUAUUUUUUUUUAUUGCUACUUCUACAUAUUUGUUGUUGCAUUUCAUUUUUCCAUAUACCUCUCCUUGUAAAUAUUCGCGAGAAUAUUUUAGUUACUAUUGUUUGUUUGUUUCAGUAACCUUUUUUUUUUUAUUUUAUGCCAAUCACAUCUUUCCCUUUUUUUUCUUUUUAGUACUUUUCAAUAUUAUUAUUUUGUUUUUACUAACAAACCGAUUCUAUAGUAUACUAAUCGCAUGUUCUGUAUUUUGUAGGAAAUACCGGUAUUUAGAAAUACCGAUAUGUUUAUAGAGUAGUUAAUCGGAAAAGUGGGUCUUUUCGGUAUCCGAGCGCGUUCGGUUUUCGGCUGAUAACCCGAAGGUCGACCAACUGGUUUUUUUACAGUUUUAACGGCGCGCGAGUGCCGCCUCGACACCGAAUCAUGUCCAUCUCUCUUUGUUUUCACAUUAUUUUCUUUUCACUUUUGACAUGUCUUAAUUGAAUACAAAAUAGUUUUGUCAAACAAAAAAAUACUCUAUGAUAAAAAAAGUAAAUUACAAUGUUCGAAUUAGGCGGAAAAAUAAAGUUACAGGCAGGUAAAUUACAGAUUUAAAACAAAGCGCUUUUUCGUCUUAAAUUUUUAAAUACAUAUUAAAAUUAAAUUAUUUACAACCACUGCAAUAAUAAAAACAACACAUUUUAUUUAUCGUGCAGAGUCUAAGCUAAUUAAUUAAUUAAGUACAAUUAUAAUUACAGUACUAGAUUCUUAAUUUAUUGAAUUCGGAUAUCACUGAUUGUAAAAUAUUGAUAGGUGAGUAUGCAGGUAGUUACUAACAAGCCCGUAGUAAAUCGACAGUAUACUCAAUAACUUGUAUUCUAGUUCCCUGUUCCCGUAUUAUUUCUUGCUAUACUUGAACCCCGGGUUCUCCCUCUGUGCACUGUUCAAGGGACCUCAGUGACAACAGUACAUAGCUACUGGUACAUUUAAAAACACUCCAAACUAUAUAUUUAAGGACUUUGAAGUUGUCUUAAACAUAUAAACGGACUGUGAAGUUACAAUGAUACGGAUUUGACAAUACGCAACUCAUCUCUUGCCACAGUGGUGUCCGCCCGGUAGUGCCGUCAUCGCGGCGUUAUUGUCCCUUCUCACCGCAUACAGCCUCCGCAAUACUGGCAAGCAGACUUCAAGGAGGGGCGCACAACUAUGAUAUACCGUGGCUGACACAAACAAAACAUCAUCGUAACAGAUAGCUUGGCAGGGUGGCGGCGUCCAAGUAUGGCGGCGGCGGGCUGUCGCUGGGCGGCGGCGUGCAGCGCGCCAUGAAGUGCGCUGGCGACGAGCUGCUACUGGGGGCGUGCUGGCUCGACCCCAAGCUCGACGCCUCGCCCCCUGCGCCCUGCCACGACCUGCUCGACUCCCUCCUCUCCCCGCCCCCGCUCGCCGAACUCAAACCUCUCCCCCCCUUCACCGGCUACACCAGGCACCUCUCAAUCAAUGGCAUCUCCGGACACCACUUCCAUGCCAUCGCUCAGCGCCUCCCCGAAGAGAACAACAACUACCCCACCCAGAGCGGUUAUGGCGCCGAUCACGACGUCGUCUCCUCGAGCACUUGUGCCGCUGAUGUCGAACCACCGGAUUUGGAGGACGUCAAACCGUUUCUCGACACUGACACUAAACCUUUCACUGAUGCUUCUGCUGCUGACUCCUGCGCUGCAUCCUGCUCGCCCCCAGCUAAACUCUUCGACGAAGGUCAGAAACAGGGAAUGUAUGACGACAUCAGCUCGAUAGAAGACAUCGCCGCCAUCAUCGGCUCCGCCAUCGCGGACACGACGGUCCCAUCGCAGCCCGAGGACCCAGAUCGGAAUGACUCGCGCGACAGUUGGAUGGACAUAGACGCGUGGAUCGCGGGGGCUUGCAACCAACACGGCGACAAGAUAGUACCCCAUGAAAUGAAUGAAUUCGUUUUGCCGACGUCGCCGCCGCCUCAGAGCCAACAGAACCAUCACUUGGAGUUCAGUUGCAAGCAGAGUCAAGAUUUUGCUAAAAGUCAAGAAUUCAUCCAAAAGAACUUGGGUCAGGCUGGGUCUACGCUACAGACGUUACUGACUCACGGGUACAUGCCUCUACUUCAGAAUCGGUUACAGAACGGUCCGCCUGUGAAGCAAGAGGCGCCGAGUUCCACCAGCUACGGUAUGGACGUGAUAUCGACGUCGUCUCCGCCCGGUAACGCCGUGUCGACGACAGACGGUGUCAGUGGCAUCCUGAACGGCCGGUACGCGUCGCACUAUGCGCUUGGCUUGAAGCCAGACGGGUUGUGUAGCCCGGAGAGACUGCUGGGCUACCCGCACGCACAUACCACCACUGCCACUCCUGCCAGCAAGAGCAAAAGGAGUAGGGUGAAAGCGAAACAAGGCAGCGGGAACAUGCACGGCGGCUCCCUCAACUUCCCUUCAGCUACGGCCGCCGAACUCAGCGGUCUUUUGGGCAAAGAGAAGCCGGUCCAUCGCUGCGGCAUCUGCAAUAGAGGAUUCCUCAACAAAUCAAAUAUUAAAGUGCAUCUCCGCACGCACACCGGGGAGAAGCCCUUCAGGUGUGACGUGUGCGCGAAGGCUUUUAGACAAAAAGCGCAUCUCAUCAAACACCAACAGAUCCACAAAAGGAUCGGGAGGGACUAAAGUAGUUAUUACUUAGAUAAGUCGGCACUAGCUCAAAAUGAAAGCAUUUUAAUAGUUAAUAGGUUGUGCGUAUGUGAUUGGCGCGUGAAUACCUCGGCCCGAGAAUCUCAUUGUAGGAUAUUUUGUGUGCGUGAGUUUCAUUGUCUUCUAACUUAGUUAAGAGCGAUGUUCAUAAUGAUAUUAUUAUUAUUUUAUAUUAAUAACCCUUAGUAUAACAUUCCUAAGGACAAGUGCAAUGUUGACUAGUUUUAAGUUUUUAAUUGUAGAUAAUUGUUUAUAUUUUGUUGCGUGGCGAGAGAUCUUCCUGUAUCCUCCAUUCCACUUUCGAGCUCUGUUGUAUAGUAUAAAUCCGUCUUGUUAGUUAAGUGUCUUCUAUUCGGUUAAGUGUCGCGGUCCUCGGAUACCAACUGAUGUGUUCUCAAAGGCAAGUUUUAAAGUGGAUUGAACGGACAAAACAUGAACGAACUGUUUCAAAUCUAUUAUUUAUAUAAAUGCGUUUUUUUUUGUUGUUGUAUGUAAAUGGUUACUCCGAUUACCUACUUAUAGUCAAAUUAUUGCGUAGUUUUUGUAAUGUAUAUUGGUUAGUACUUAAAUAAAUUAAGAGGAAUAAAGAUGACAAAGCUAACGAGGCUACAUUAUUAUGUUAACUGACUUUAGCUACUACGAAAGUCUCGCUUUAACUCUAUCCUAUCUGAGGAUAUCAUCUACAUAUCUAAUUUUCAUUCUUCCAUUUCAUUAUUAACACUAGCAUGGUAUUUACAUAUUAUAUAGUAACAAUAAUAUUUUACAUACAUGAAUACAUUAUGUAGGGUAAUCUUAUUAAAAUCAUGGUUUUACGUUUAGUUCCCUCAUAUACAAACAGGACACCAUUUCAUUUCGUUGUAUCAUUUAUUAUUAUGUAUUUAAUGAAAUAAUAAAAUACAUAAGGUCAUAAUAUUGUUGUCACACCUGAGUUAUUCCUUUUUGGUCACAGUCAACUUAUCACAAGAAGAUUACUGGUAUAAUUAAAGCUAAUGAGACACUACAAAGAGCUUUACUUAUUGCCAAGAGUCAAGGUAUUCGCUUACUGACAAAUCAUAGUGCUUACUUAAUAAUCGCAAUUGGGUACACUAAAAGGAUGUCAUAGCUUAAACUUAGCUCUAAGCUUGUGAUGUACCUAACAUAAGGUACGAACUUUUCAAUUUUCAUCUUCAAAUGUUUAAACUCAGACAAGGAUCUAACGUGUUAUUGACAGUGAAUAUUCAACAAUGCAUUCCACAUUGGACUGGUAUUUUGCACAGAAAUAGUUUUAAUUAUAUGAGUCGUAUAGUAUCAAAGGCGGCAAAGUAGGGCGAACCAAAUAUUAGGCAAAUCAAAAAAAAACUGUUUAGUCUCGUCUUUAAGGGAGGAUAAAAUAUUGACAUUUCACUACGAUUAUAAAUAUGGUGCAAUAUGAAUAAAUUUAAGAAUAAUUAAAACAAAAAAUAUACUAUAACAAUGAACCUAAAACUAAAAACCUUAAAAAAUAAAAUAUAAUAACUAAAAUACAUUAUUAAAAGGAGUCCCUUUAGGCAAGGUUCCGAAGAUACUGGCAGCGUUCCCCCUUUGGAUAGCUAGACUUAUUCUUUGUCCGAGGUAGCUGCCAGCUCUUAGGUCUCCUGUGAUGUCGACUAAUCUUUUCGCUAUUUCUUUAAAAAGCCUUAUAGCGCUAGGACCCCACGGACCAAGGGUCUCGACACCGAAUGGGACAAAAUCAUAUUCGGAGCCUAGACCCCUGUAUUUGCCUGCCUUAACUUUUUCAGCCGCUUCACAAGCCGCACCAGCUCUGUUGUUGGUUCCAUGUAGAUGGGAAGGGGCCAGCGUGUCUGAACAGGUUGCAUCCCAUACUAGCACCCGACCCAUCUUCCAUGGAAUCAAACUCAUACCGUCCGGUCUCUUGCCAUCGUCUCUUGCAAUACCAGUUGGCUCAAGUAGACUUGGCACGUUGACGGUGGCAAGGGACCGGCGUAUGAUAUCGUUAAGUGCGGCGUGUCUCGAGAAGCGGCCUGCACUUUUUUGGCAAGACAGUCCAUGAUGUCCUAGCUUGUCGACAUCACUGCCGCAGGGACAUUUAUGAGGAGCGCAGACCGGGACCCCAAGCCGUAGACAGGUUGCCAUUCGGAGUGUGUCAGGCUCAAGAAAUGUGCCUGUAUUUGUCGAAGGGUACGCG